AUGAAAGUGAUCGUUUACACAAUAUCAUCUUUAAUUAAAAGUCACCAAGCAAAUACAUUCGUGCAAAAAAUUGGCACGCAGUUUCUUUCACGCAAUGGUAUUUUGAAUGGCAAAAUGUGUUACUCAUCAAGAGAAAUUCAUGCUAGUCGCGUUCUCAAAUCUCAACUUGGGUCGAACAAAAGUGAAGACGAGCUUUUGGUGUCUCAGAGAAAAAAAAGACCAAUAUCUCCACAUCUAACUGUUUAUGAACCUGAAAUGAGCUGGUAUCUUUCUUCAUUGCAUCGUAUAUCAGGUAUCUUACUUGCUCUUGGAUUCUAUGUAUUCACCAGUUCUUUGGGUGUGACAACAAUAUUGGGGAUGGAUACAACCUUUCAAGAUCUAAACAAGUGGUAUCAUGAAACACUACCUAAAUGGUCACAAUGGUUAGUUAAAGGCUCUGCAGGAUAUCUAUUUGCAUUUCAUUUUGGUAACGGUGUAAGACACCUCAUUUGGGAUAUGGGCUACGAAUUGACCAACCCCGGUGUCAUAAAAACCGGAUCUAUCGUCUUAGCGGGUACACUCAUUUUGGGUUCCUAUUUGCUAGCUCAGUAG
Saccharomyces mikatae IFO 1815 is the source of this 591-nucleotide messenger RNA. It is a transcript of the gene SHH3, whose product is annotated as protein SHH3. Bases 1 to 591 code for a protein of 196 amino acids. The record is from RefSeq and is a predicted model, not a curated record. Gene Ontology annotation, molecular function: electron transfer activity; succinate dehydrogenase activity. Gene Ontology annotation, cellular component: membrane. Gene Ontology annotation, biological process: tricarboxylic acid cycle; mitochondrial electron transport, succinate to ubiquinone. Lineage: Eukaryota; Fungi; Ascomycota; Saccharomycetes; Saccharomycetales; Saccharomycetaceae. The transcript has a single exon.